Messenger RNA from Serpula lacrymans var. lacrymans S7.9, 1346 nucleotides. RefSeq lists its product as uncharacterized. Lineage: Eukaryota; Fungi; Basidiomycota; Agaricomycetes; Boletales; Serpulaceae. The record is from RefSeq and is a predicted model, not a curated record. Gene Ontology annotation, molecular function: protein C-terminal leucine carboxyl O-methyltransferase activity. The coding region runs from base 45 to 1169 and encodes 374 amino acids. The transcript is spliced from 5 exons. Gene Ontology annotation, biological process: C-terminal protein methylation.
GGGGACUUGGUUUCUCUCUUCCACCAAGUCUGAAAACAUACAUAAUGUAUCCUCCUCCGCACCCAAAUAUCAGCUACCGAAACCAGGACUCAGAUGCUGCAAUACGCCUAACUGAUUCAGACGCAGCUCUUGCAAGGCUUUCAGCAGUGAAGAAGGGAUACAUGCAGGACCCUUUCAUCAAACACCUCAUUCCUCGUGCGCAUUUGCAGCCACCCAGACCACCUUUAAUCAAUAUAGGCACGUAUGUACGGUCAGAGGCAAUAGAUAACCUCAUCGAUGAGUGGCUUGAAAUAUCGUGCCAAGAUGGAAAGAAAUGCCAGCUUGUAAGUUUGGGAGCUGGCAGCGAUAGUAGAUUUUGGCGGCUAGCUACGGGACCCCAUAAAGAUAAACUGGCAGCAUAUAUUGAGGUUGAUUUUCCUGAUGUGACUACCAAGAAAGCCAUGGCGCUACGCAAAAGUAGAGAGCUGAGUGCCAUCCUAGGAUCACCAGAGCAAAUCAAGAUAUCCCAUGGUGGCACCGCUCUUCAUGCCAAAAAUUACCAUCUUCUUCCGGUGGAUCUCCGUCUGCCACCCUCAGAAUCCCUCGCAACCUUCCUGGCUAAGCCUCUAUCCGAUAACCCAUCUAAUCCAAUACUCUCCCAUUCGCUGCCAACAUUAUUGAUCUUCGAGUGUGUGCUGGUUUACAUGUCCCCAGAAGCUUCUUCUGCUCUUAUACAAUGGUUCGUCGAUUACUUCCAUCAAGGUUCAAGUUCAACGGUUGCUGGUGGGCACGCACCACUGGCGGGUAUUGUGUAUGAGAUGUUCGGAUUGCGAGAUGCCUUUGGGCAGGUUAUGUUGAAUAACCUCAAAUCUCGAAACGUUGUUCUACCAGGAGCAGAGCCGUAUCCAACAAUUUCGUCUCUUCCACACCGUUUCCUGAAGCAUGGUUUCACGACAUGUCAUGCACUCUCGUUGCGCGAAAUACGGAGGCAUUAUACAAACCACUCGGAACUAAAACGGAUAUCGAGCCUUGAAAUGCUCGAUGAGGUUGAAGAACUUAAUCUUGUAUUGGAGCACUAUGGCAUUACUUGGGGUAUCAAGCUUCCCGAUGCUUCAGACGCAGCGUCAAACUUAAGUUGGGGGAAAUGGGGUUUAAAACCUGCAGAGAAGGCCUCCGAAGAAAUGGAAUGAUGAAUGAGCGAUGUGUCGAGCUGCUGAAGACACCUUGCAGCAUUCCAGACAGACUAAAGGCAAUUCUAUAUUGGUUGUAUAUCUCAUAGCUUCUUUGACACCUCAAUACUGAACGCCUCCACGCUUGUCUUCACGUUUUGAGCAUAAAGAUAAAGAUGCGCGGAUUGCGAUUUCUCU